Messenger RNA from Prorocentrum cordatum, 408 nucleotides. The record is from the annotation of a GenBank genome assembly. Lineage: Eukaryota; Dinophyceae; Prorocentrales; Prorocentraceae.
GAGGCAACCGCUCGCACUGGCGCAACGAGCGGCACCUGAGCCUGCCGGUGCCCGCGGAGACCCCGUCGCACUGGAACCUUCCCUCGAGCGGCGCGCUGGAGCUGGACUACGCCUCCAGCCAGCGUCCCAGCGGGGCGGCGCAGCCGCUCGCUGGGGACACGUUCCGCAACGUGCUCGUGAUGCUGAACGGGACCAAGUGCGCGAGCGCCGAGAUGCUGGCGAGCUUGAGACAGGUCGCGGACCAGGUGUUCCUGAAGUGCAUGCAGCUGCGGGAGAUCAUGGGCCUCUUCAGCAGCGAGGUGGACCGCGUCGAGCUCUUCACGAUCCUGUGCGUCCGCAUCGUGGACAUCCGGCCGCCGCUCGCCGCGCGGGCCCGCCCCCCCCCUAGAUGGGGCAGGCUGGGGGUGG